AUGGCUUCUCUACUGAGCUCAGCUCUAAACUUGCCAUUCAACCGGUUCAAUGAUGGAAAUGCAAAAGAUCUCCCUGUAAAAGCAUUUUCAAACAAAGAUUAUCUUUUUGCUAGAAGAACCAGCGGAUGUCAGGGACAUUAUCUGCUGAUAAAAUCUAAAACGUCCUUCAAAGCAGACGUGCUUGCUAAAGAAUCUUUGAAUGUUGAGACGGCUGAUGAAACAAAUGAUUUUGGAGUUGUUAGUGUUCACCAUGUGGGAAUCUUAUGCGAGAACCUUGAAAGGUCAUUGCAGUUUUACCAGAAUAUUCUCGGUCUUCAAAUAAAUGAGGCACGACCUCAUGAUAAGCUCCCUUACCGUGGUGCUUGGUUGUGGGUGGGGUCUGAGAUGAUACACUUAAUGGAGCUUCCAAAUCCCGACCCAUUAACUGGCCGACCAGAACAUGGUGGUCGAGAUCGUCAUACUUGCAUAGCAAUUCGGGAUGUGUCUAAACUGAAAGCAAUUUUUGAUAAAGAAGGCAUUCCGUACACCCUCAGUCGCUCUGGGAGACCGGCAAUUUUCACACGAGAUCCUGAUGCCAAUGCUCUUGAAUUUACACAAGUUUGA
Molecule: messenger RNA, 603 nt
Organism: Fraxinus pennsylvanica
Lineage: Eukaryota; Viridiplantae; Streptophyta; Magnoliopsida; Lamiales; Oleaceae
Source: the annotation of a GenBank genome assembly